Molecule: messenger RNA, 1493 nt
Organism: Amoebophrya sp. A120
Lineage: Eukaryota; Dinophyceae; Syndiniales; Amoebophryaceae
Source: the annotation of a GenBank genome assembly
CCGUUGAAGUAGUAGAAAUUUCAAAAAUAGUAUGUUCGUACCGUAACGAUCUAGCCGGGGAGUUUUCUUAUACACAGUUACGCGCUGACUUCGGACCGGCAGAAUUUAUGCCGUGCAGAGGCUUUUGCCAGAUUAAAGGGAGGCAACGCGGCCAUCGCUAGCCGCUUGACCAAUUGGCGUAGGCAUACCAACAAAAGUGGCACGCUUCGGAGGCGCUUAGCACUUCCACGUCUGGCCAUAUGGCGGGGCGUCCAAAUGCGCACUCAAAGAAAAACGCCGCGAAUCCGCAUGCUGCGGCUCCGGCUUUUGCGCACGUUGGGCGGUCGCGUUUACGGCCGCCUUUGCAGCAGCUGCGAGGCCUGGGCAACUCCCGAAGAGGCACGUCGCUGCAAAAGUAAGACGCAAAGCGCGCCAAAUGCCUGACGCUAUUCCGUGGGGCAUUGGGCAUAUUCACCGGCCCCUUCACGAAGCCCAUGAAGGCGCCAAAAACAAAUGCCACUGGGGGUCGGAUUCGCAAGCGAGCCGGCAAGGACCGCAACAGGUUUUGGUUUGGCUUAUUUUCCAACGGCCGCUGCGGCAUCAGGAGGAGCUAGAGCCUUAUGCCCAAAGGCGCGCCGUGAAACGCAAAAGAUAGCGGAAAACGUCGAACGGCUUCACUUCUCAGAGCCGUCGCCGCGUGGGACCACUGCAGGCCUCCCGUUGGGGCGCUUACUCGAAGGCCCAGCAAGGGGCCACGUACCGGCAGUUGACCUCCCGCCGCGCGCUAUACUGCCGCGCUUUGUUUCAUUCUUGGCUGAUAGUUUGGUCGCUUGCUCGUCCCGCCGAUUGGCGAGGACAAGAAAAAAACGCCGCCGAACUUCCUACCUCUGCUUCGCCGGCUAUCGUUGGCGCUAGUGCUUCCUUCGGCAUCGCAAAAGCGCCGAAGCAGAUUCAUACACUUCCUUAGAUGGGUCACUCCUUUUUUCACACUUUUUUUUUGCGCAUUCGAUUUUGCUAUACUAUGCCGCUCAAGCGGUUGAAUCGAUCGACCAAGCUUUUAUACAAGAAAAGUAAAUGCUGUGAGGAGAGUACGCAGACAGUCAAGGUUCAGACGGUUGCUGUUUGAAUAUUGACGACCGCGAAAGGCUAAGUAAGUAUUCUUCACACACGGUAGUUUAGGAUGGAAAAGGAAAGCAGUCUCAUGACAUAUUAACCAAAAUGAGUGCUCGUUUUCUUUAGGCUGAAAAUGAGUAAAGUAGACAGGCAUCAUGACGAGUUUUCUUUGUGAAUUAUUGUACCAUGUUCCGCUACUUUAUGUUUAUACAUCAAUCGUAGGAGCGAAGAAGAGAACCUGCUACAACUCCCAUGCAGUCACUAUACGGAAAAGGAAAAAGCGGCACGGACGAGUUCGCAUCACUGAGACAGGUUCAAAAAGAUGAGAAUUUCCUUCGGUAAUGAGGGAGGUUAACGUUUUCUAGAAGAAAACUGAGCUGGCGUCAGACCAGGUCGACGAU